AUGGUGCUCCAGUCCUGCAGCCAGCGGCGAGCCGAUGAAGAUGCAAAGAGACAGAAAGGUGUUCGGUGCCAUGUGCCCCAAUCAGAUGAGCCAACAGGGGAGGAGAGCUGCGCUCUGAUGUUCAGUGGCGCUAACAGCCGUUCCCUGCAGGACAAAGUGCUGGUGCCAAGAAGCAGCAGCCCAGUCGCCAUACACGCUUCUCUCGCCUCAGCUUUUUCAACAAUCGCAUGGGAUGAUCUGGAGGAGUGCGCGUCUGCCGUGAGAAGAGAGAGCGACUCCCUCGGCUCUCAGGUGAAUGAAUCUGAUGCAGACGACCAGGAUUUUGGAGAUUAUGCGCUGGACUUCAUGGCAGAGUCUCCUGCCACUCUGGAGAGCAGUCUGUCUCCAGACGAACUGGUACCCUUUCAGGGAUGUGUCAUACCUCCCCUCACCCCUCAGCGGUUCUCCCCGUCAGAGGACUGUCUGGUUCUUCGCUCCUCCACUGAAGCAGCUAAUCCGCCUGCCCAAGACGGAGCUCUGUGGAGGAGCAUCACCCAGUGCCAGGGCAGGGCAUUGGGAGAGUCCAUGGAAGUCAACAGUCAGCUUCAUGAGACUCUCCACAGAAAGAAGGAAGAGAUCGACUCCCUUCAGGGGAGAAACCUUCACCUCCGGCAGCUGGCCAGUCGUGCAAAGCACCUAGCCUCAGUUCUUGAAAAACUGAUGACAGUCAGAGACCCUCAUGUGCGAGAGGCAGUGAUGCCCUGCAGUGACAAAACUUCACUGAGUCCCUGUAAGAGGCAGCGACUGGACGAAGGAUAUGAAACAGAGUCUUCUGACUCGGUGGAGGACAUGUUGAGGGACAUCAGCACACGAUGCAACGCUGUCCUGCAUGGUGCCGCUGCUGGAACAAAACUCCAGCAGGAAUCAGAGAGUAUAUGCAUGUACGGUUCAUUCUCAGGCCUACAGACUUCUACCUCCAAAGGCAGCAGCACGGCAGCGGAUGGAGCAGAGUCGGAAGAGAUCGCCUCAUCUUUCAGAACUUCCGUCAGAGAACACUGCACCAUAAGGACUCAGGUGUUUCCUCACGGACGGGCCUUCACCUCGAGGACUCAGCAGGGAGGAUACCGCUUUCGCUGGGUUCCAAACCACAGCUGAAGCCGGGGUUAACAAAUGUAAAACUGGAUCUGAUUCUGCUUUUGAUAAGUGUUUUAAAGGUGCCAAAUGUCUGUUCAAGACGAAAGAAGGAAGUGUGGGUGGGCAGGGCCUGUUAAUGCUUAACUAAUAAUCUAUAGUGAUAUCUGUGAAUGAUUAAAUGAUGCCUUCCUCAGGUAGCUUGUGAGCUCAUCAGUCAGAUGUGGUGCCUGACAAAGGAAAUAACACUGCCUCAGCCUUUGUUUUCUUUGUGUUUCUGUUUACACGCCUCAAAAUGUAACGAUCGGGCCAAACAAUGUGGAAAUGUCAUGU
Acanthopagrus latus (yellowfin seabream) is the source of this 1443-nucleotide messenger RNA. Its product is annotated as multicilin. The transcript has 7 exons. The record is from RefSeq and is a predicted model, not a curated record. The coding region runs from base 1 to 1134 and encodes 377 amino acids. Gene Ontology annotation, biological process: negative regulation of DNA replication; negative regulation of cell cycle. Gene Ontology annotation, cellular component: nucleus. Lineage: Eukaryota; Metazoa; Chordata; Actinopteri; Spariformes; Sparidae.